Messenger RNA from Amphimedon queenslandica, 1533 nucleotides. RefSeq lists its product as uncharacterized. The transcript has 3 exons. The record is from RefSeq and is a predicted model, not a curated record. Bases 935 to 1471 code for a protein of 178 amino acids. Lineage: Eukaryota; Metazoa; Porifera; Demospongiae; Haplosclerida; Niphatidae.
CCUAGACACGCCUACUAAACUCUAACCUGUUGACAUCAGAGAGAGAAGAGGAUUUCUGAUUUUGUCUUAGAUUUGUGGACUCAUUGUCUUGUUUUUGAUGCCAGUGAAGAAUCAGAGCAUUCUUUAUUCGUUCUUAUUUUGUCUAACUUUAUUGCUGGUCUAUUCUAUAUUGGGAAGCACCAUGGCAUCAUCUAAUUCUCCAAUCAAGGUCUCAAUGUCAUGUUCUCGUGUUAUGAGUAAACUCAAUUGUGAUUUUGAUUACACUAACACGGCCAGUGAAGACUACUACGUUGGUGAAUACUUCACUCCAUUGGAAGGAAUAUACAAUCGGUUUCUUACCAUCACCUAUCAAGAUGGUACUGAUGUACCAUACAUGGGGAUACUUGCAGGACGUGUUGCAGCUACAAAGGAGAACUUUAAACUAAUUAAAGCAGGAGAGACCAUUUCGGCCAGCGUUGAUCUUACCGAGGCUUAUACUUUUGACAAAGAUGGCACUUAUACUAUAGUGUAUGACAGGCCACUUGCUUAUCUGUCUGCUAGUGAGAUGUCAAAUAUUGUCAAGGAUGAGGAGCUCCCUCAAGGAGGAUGGAAUGACGUGGUCCUUGCAAAAGUCGAAAUCAAUUUGGCCAAUACUCGUGAUUUGGCUAAGCCACGUUUUGAUUAGUUAACUUUACGAACACAUUGCUGCUUUUUUUUGCUCAUACAUGUGGCUAUAUAUUUUACAUUGUCUUUGUCUUGUAUAUUUGAUUCGCAUGUUUUGAUUGUAAUGAAGUAAUUUUAAAUUUCUUAAUCUGUUAUUAAAACUGAGUGCCAAAUGCCAAUAGUAAUAAUAGUAGCUGUAUCAGCUAGCUGAAGUGUGAGCCAAUAACGUAGACCAUUAUAAAAUUUGCGUCAAUACAGUAAACAACUGAUUGUGCAUUCUUCUGCUUUUUCAAUGAUUUUAUUUCUAUCUGCUAUAUUGUUCUUGUGCUCAGGAAGCACCAUGGCUGCAUCUCCUGAGUCUCCUAUCAAUGUCUCUAUGUCUGCCUCUAGGGGUCACAAUGGUGAAGUCCUCUGUAAUUUUGAAUUCACCAACACAGCUGAUGAGGACUACUACAUUGGCACAUACUCUACUCCUUUAGAGGGAAUAUAUUCUAGCUUCCUCACCAUUACCUAUCAAGAUGGCACUGAUGUACAAUACAUGGGGAUACUCGCUAGACGUUUGCCACCGACUAAGAAGACUUUUAAGCUCAUUAAAGCAGGAGAGACGAUUUCAGCGAGUGUUGAUCUGACCGAGGCUUAUAUUUUUGACAAAGAUGGUACUUAUACAAUAGUGUUUGAUAGAACACUUGCUUGUCUUUCUGCCAAAGAGAUUUCAAAAUUCUCUGAUGAUGAUGAGCUCCCACAAGGUGGAUGGAAAAAUGUUGUGCUGGUGAAAGCCGAAAUCAAUUUAAGCAACACUAGUAGCCUGAAAAAACUGCCUACUAUAUAAAAUAAUUUAACGUUUCAUAAUUUGAUCGCUAAUAAUUAUUAUUACAACAAAAAAAUUAAUUA